Messenger RNA from Lactuca virosa, 546 nucleotides. NCBI's taxonomy places the organism in Eukaryota, Viridiplantae, Streptophyta, Magnoliopsida, Asterales, Asteraceae. The record is from the annotation of a GenBank genome assembly.
AUGGAAGCAAAUUUGAGUAGAAUGAUUACCUUGAAUGGUUCUAACUACCAUACAUGGAAAUGUAGAAUGGAAGAUCUCCUCUAUAUUAAUCAUUUACAUUUACCAGUGUUUGCCAUGGAGAAACCAGAAGAUAUGUCUGAACAACAAUGGACUCUGUUUGUUACAUCGCAAAGUUUGUGGGUAUAUAUAAGGCAAUGGGUGGAUGAUAAUGUUUUGAAUCACAUCAGUGAAGAAAAACAUGCACAAACACUUUGGAACAAACUUCAGCAGUUGUAUGCUCCAAGAAAAACAGCACGAAAUGACAACAAGACGUUUCUCAUCAAGCAGUUGAUGACCUUGAGGUAUCAGGAAGCCACUCCACUGACAGCUCACCUUGAAAUAUUCCAAGGUAUAAUUAAUCAGCUAGCUGGGAAGGGUAUAAAGGUCGAUGAUGAGAUUCAGGGGUUAUGUUUACUUGCUACAUUUGCCAGACUCAUGGGAGACAUUUACAAUGUUGUUGUUAAGUUAUUCAGCGCCGAAUGGUGUAGUCAACAUGGAUUUGGCUAA